AAAUGAAAGGAGCGGGACAAAAUGGCAUCUUUGGGGAUGCAGAUUUUAGGAGUUGCCCUGUCGUUUGUUGGGACGCUUGGGUCGAUCAUAACCUGCGUCCUCCCUAUGUGGAGGGUCACAGCCUUCAUUGGCAACAAUAUCGUGACGGCGCAGAUGAUCUGGGAGGGUUUAUGGAUAGUUUGUGUGGUGCAGAGCACUGGUCAGAUGCAGUGUAAACUCUACGAGUCGAUGCUCGCGCUGGAACCGGACCUGCAAGCCGCGCGCGCUCUGCUCGUGGUCUCCAUCCUGCUCUCAAUACUGGCUGUUCUCCUGGCGGUCGUCGGAGGCAAAUGCACCACCUGCAUCGAAAAUAAAUCCGCCAAGGCAAGAGUUGUCGUAUCUGCAGGGGUGAUUUUUCUACUCUCCGGACUGCUGUGCCUCACUCCUGUCUGCUGGACGGCGCACAACACAAUUCGGGAUUUCUACAACCCGCUGCUACAGGACGCGCAGAGGCGCGAGCUCGGAGCUGCGCUCUACACCGGCUGGGGCUCCGCGGGGCUGAUGCUCAUCGGCGGAGCAAUUUUGUGCUGCCAGUGUCCUGCCAAAGACCAGCGAGCGUUCGUGGCCAAAUACCCGGCACCGAAAUCAAACGGAUCGGACAAAGAAUUUGUAUGAAGGACAUUUAGGGGACGAUCAGAACUUUGGUCGAAAUGUGCCUUUUAUUGGUGUUGUAUCGAGCAUGCUUGCCGUUUUUAUAUAGCUUAUGUGUUUUUUAGUUUUAAUAUAGAACAGAAAAAAACUUUACAAUAAGGUUUAAUUUGUUAACAUUAGUAUAAUUAAUCACCAACUAACAAACUUUUACUUAAAAUCAAGUUAGUGCUGUUAUAGUUAUGUUAAGUAAAUGUCCUGUUAAACAUGCACUUGAACAUUUUAAUAAACUAACCUAGCAAACUUCAUGCAAAAAUGUAUUUCGAAUUUUUAGAUAAUGCAUCCACUUAUGUUAACACAAACUUUAUUGAUAUCUGUUAUACCAUUUUAUGCACCUUUUUUUUCUAACUAAUUGCACAAAGCAAAAAUAAACCUCUGUUGAAAUAACA
Messenger RNA from Danio rerio (zebrafish), 1076 nucleotides. RefSeq names its product claudin 29 (gene cldn29). Gene Ontology annotation, molecular function: structural molecule activity. Gene Ontology annotation, cellular component: bicellular tight junction; plasma membrane; membrane. Lineage: Eukaryota; Metazoa; Chordata; Actinopteri; Cypriniformes; Danionidae. The record is from RefSeq and is marked provisional.